Molecule: messenger RNA, 1095 nt
Organism: Moneuplotes crassus
Lineage: Eukaryota; Ciliophora; Spirotrichea; Euplotida; Euplotidae
Source: the annotation of a GenBank genome assembly
UAUUGAUAGAUCAUUAUAAGAUAAUUCAGCAAUGGAGUGGUAUUGGAUACUCAUAAUAGUUAUUAUCUCUCUAUACAUAAUCUUAGCAGCAACUUUGUUCUGCUUCCCUCCUUGGAGGAAGGAAAAUCCUAUCAUAAUAGACCUUGAUGAGAACAAGGUCCUCCUCGGGAGUCAUCGUGCAGGUUCAAAGGAAAGAUUUGAGAGCACCAUUCCUGCUUUCAGAAAUUCGUUAGGUCAAGCAAUGAACUUUAUUGAAUUAGACGUGCACACUACGAAGGAUGGCAAGAUCGUGGUCUUCCAUGAUCCAACUGUUUACAGAAUGACAGGCCUUGACCGUACCAUUGAAGAACUUAAUUACGAUGAGAUUCCGCCCAUAAUGGACAGGGUGAAAUUCCCUUUUGGAGACGGAUUUUAUGAGAAGCAAGAAGGGAUUGACGAACCAAGAGUCCCUCUUCUUCGAGAAAUAUUUGAGCUGUUCCCUGGUGUACCUAUGAACAUUGAUCUAAAGAGAGGAAGUCCUGAGCAAGCUCAAGAAGUUUAUAAUAUGAUUUUGGAAUUCAAAAGAGAAGAUAUUACCUACAUUGGUGAUACAUUUGAGAAGGAGAAUAAAAUUGUGAAUAAGAUCAUCAAAGGAACUAGAGUACGAUCAUUUGCAUCUGUGCAGUAUACAAUUCGGACAGUCUUGCUCUACUUCCUUGGUAUCUUACAAUUCUUCCCUUUUAAGUAUCAUUCCUUCUGGUGGCCAUAUAUCCCACCACCAGUAAAAUGGAUGAAGCAUGAAAAUAAGAAGUUAAGUUGAAAAUAUAGUUGAAUAUUAAAAAUAUUUCAGUGCUGAACUUGGUUAAUGAAACCGAUGUUUUGGCACUUGAAAAGAAAAGGAGUCCUUGUGAUCUUUUGGGGGAUUGACACACAACAGGAGUUCCGUCAGGCUCUAAAAUACCCUAUUCACGGUGUCCUCACAGAUUGUCCAAGCGAGAUGAGGAAAGCAAUGGAUUCUAUUACUGAGAAAUACAAAACAACGCUUCCCUUACCCAAAAGAAAGGGUGUCUAAAUUUUGUCCUUAUUUUCUGAUGGAGCUCACAUUUUCAAUUUAUC